AGUCGACCAUUAUUAUUGAAACAUACAUAGACUAACAAAACUAGAGAAAUGGGAGAGAAUUUGAACGAAUUGCUUCAAUCUCAAGCUCAUGUUUGGAAUCAUGCUUUGAAAUUCAUAAACUCCAUGUGUCUAAAAUGUGUUGUUGAAUUAGAAAUCCCAGAUAUUAUCCGUAACCAUGGCCAACCGAUGAGCCUCUCUAGUUUAGUUGCAGCACUCCAUAUUGAACCAACCAAAGCUGAAUGCCUUAGCCGCCUAAUGAACCUCCUUGUUCAUUCGGGCUUCUUUACUACUGCUCAAACACAAGCUCAUGACAGAGCUGAAGAUGUGAAGUACAGUCUCACCCCUUCUUCUAAACUACUCCUUCACAAUAAGCAAGCCACACCCUUCUUGUUUCUUGCUUUGGAUAAAUCAACAAUAGCUUCAUUUCAAAGUUUGAGUAGUUGGUUUUGUAGCUCAAAUAACAAUGGCCAAAAUUACUCAAAUGCUUUUGAAAUGGCAAAUGGGAAGCUAUUAUGGGAGUAUGCUGCUCAAGAACAAACUUUUGCCAAUUUGUUUCAACAGACAAUGGUGUGUGAUUCUGAAAUAAUUGGUAAAAUAGUGAAGGAGUGUAGUGAAGUGUUUGAAGGGUUGAAGUCAUUGGUUGAUGUUGGUGGUGGUACAGGAGUUAUGGGCAAGGCCAUUGUAGAGGCAUUCCCACAUAUUACUUGUACUGUAUUUGACCUCCCACAAGUGAUUUCUAACCAGCCACUACAAAACGCAAAAAAUUUGAGGUUUGUUGAAGGAGAUAUGUUUGAGGAAAUAAUCCCACUAGCAAAUGCAGUUUUACUCAAGUGGAUUCUACACGAUUGGAAUGAUGAACAAAGUAUUAGGAUAUUGAAGAAGUGUAAAGAUGCAAUUCCGAGCAGAGAGAAAGGUGGAAAAUUGAUCAUCAUAGACAUUGUGAUGGAAGACAAGAAAGAAGAGAAAGAGUCAACUGAAACUCAACUUUUGUUUGAUGUUUUGAUGAUGGUCAAUCUAGGUGGGAAGGAAAGGAAUGAGAAUGAAUGGAAGAAUCUAUUUAUGGAAGCAGGUUUUAGUGGUUACAAGAUCAUUUCUGAGUUGGGUUUAAGGUCUGUUAUUGAGGUCUACCCUGCCUAAUAAUUAACUCAACCCAUUACUUAUUUAUGUUGUUUUUUACCACUUGUAUUAUCUCAGAGCUUUUACUAUUUAUUUUUUUUAUCAUAUAUAUAUUAUUGAAGUUUUAUGCA
Messenger RNA from Cucumis melo (muskmelon), 1247 nucleotides. Its product is annotated as probable O-methyltransferase 3. Bases 49 to 1137 code for a protein of 362 amino acids. Gene Ontology annotation, biological process: methylation. NCBI's taxonomy places the organism in Eukaryota, Viridiplantae, Streptophyta, Magnoliopsida, Cucurbitales, Cucurbitaceae. The transcript is spliced from 2 exons. Gene Ontology annotation, molecular function: protein dimerization activity; O-methyltransferase activity; S-adenosylmethionine-dependent methyltransferase activity. The record is from RefSeq and is a predicted model, not a curated record.